Molecule: messenger RNA, 4804 nt
Organism: Halichondria panicea
Lineage: Eukaryota; Metazoa; Porifera; Demospongiae; Suberitida; Halichondriidae
Exons: 1
Coding region: 3212-4273 (353 amino acids)
Molecular function (GO): nucleic acid binding
Source: RefSeq, a predicted model, not a curated record
UAACUUACUGAAUACUAGGGACCCAGUGCCUAGAGACUAGAGAACAAGUAGCUAUACAGAAUUUUUACACAAAACACACAAAACAAAACAUAUUAAAAAUCGUGGGCGUGGCUGUGUUUUACCUGAUUCAUCAAUAAUUGAAGGUCCCCAGUAUGUAAACUUAACAGCGUGUCUAAGUUAGUUCCAUCCAUGGCGAAGGCCUUGUCCCUCAAUUUAGUGUAGCCAGGGUGCAUGGAUUGGUGAUGAUGAUGGUGAGGCAGGAAUGGAUCAUACUACUCUCAAGGGCAUAUAAAAGAUAAAAGAAGGGCGUAUAAAAGAAGAGAGGGCCACUACGUAGCGAGCAGAGUGCAGCAAGUUUAAACGUCGAAGUGGGUGGGCGGUAACUGUAGGAUUUACUUUUGUGGCGUUUUGCGAAGUGGUAACUACACCUACUACAAUGGCGAAUGCUACAAAUGUUGAUUCUAAAGCUACUCUGUGCUGAGACUCUGUGCUGAUGCUGACCCUACUGCCACUCCUGAAGUCUGUGCUGAUGCUGACCCUCAAGUUGGUAAGUUGGCCUAGAAAAUAUGCUGGCCACUAGAUCUAGCUAGCUAUAGGUUCAAUCAGACAGUAAAAAGCUGUGCGCAAAGUACUGAUCCAUGUAGUACUGAUCCAUGUAGGUAGAGUGUAGCCGUCACCACAAUAUACAUGUGUUGACAUGCCUGGCAUUUACAUACGACAUAGAAAUCGAGGAGUCUACAUCGUGGGAAGAGCUGGACAAUCAUAUUUCGGUCAGUUUAUUGCAUGUCCGUUGAUUGUCCACGAAUCAAUGGGCCUCGUCUUUGUGUUGUCUUUGAGUCAGAUGCUCGUUUAUAGUCUUUUACAAUACAAUUAGCUCCAUUGUCUGGCUUUGUCAAAGAACGAUUCAACCGCCACAUGUUUCCGCCACAUGUUACCGAUGGCACGUUCCCUGUAAUUACGUACUGCAAUUACGUACUGCUUAUGACUGCCUAGUUGCUGCAUGAUAUAAAACAGCUAGACCACAGUGGGGACGAAAGAGGGCACGUACCGUCCAGCUAGCCAGAAAGUGAGGGUGAAGAAAAUCAUAGAUGAGAGAAAAAUUACGAACUUGUGUCUGAGAAGUGCGUGUCUGGAAUGGUUCAAAAUCAGCAAAGUGAGCAAAUCCUGGGAACGACAAUGUUUUGGACGUAUCUGAGAGAUUGGCAAGAUUCAGGUGGCUAUGUGGCUACUUACUAUCUGGCUACUUACUAUCCAUAUAUACAGCAGCAACGAACAUGGAACAAGAUAACAAUAAGUAUUAUAUACCUCGCAGUGUAUUCAUUCCAGCCGCAUAUGAAGCCACCCCUGUGUCCGAACACUCAAACUGUACACCAUGAUUAAAAAGUCUGAUCCAGGUAUGUGUACCACUGUAAGGAAGUAACUUGUUUAAACUUGUCUACAAGUGAAUGAAACUCAUUUGGAGCAGCUUGGGCAUGCGAUGACCCAUGAUGACGUGUAUAUACACAGACAUCAUAAUUAUGUUCUCAAAACCGUGUGGUCUCGCGGUGGUCUCGUGGAGAGACCACAUUACACCAGUGACGUCACAUUUUCACAUGGAAUCCAUCAGUUUCAUGUGUGUGGUUUCAAUACUACCACGGAAAGCAUACAGGUUUGCUAGUGUCCCGUUACCCAUUAUAAUAAGGUAGUUUCAAUUGAUUGUGUGCGUGUGUUUCAGCCAACUUUGUAAUCUGUCCAAGUCAAUAUAAAUAAUUAUACCCAUGUAUGAAGAGGUUUUCUUUGGGACUCCUUCUCUACUUGUUCCAGCACAAACUGUGUCACACUUGACUCUUUCAUCUUACUUGAUGCAUACUUGAUGCAACUCCUUCCUUCCUUCUUCUUUGCUUUUGCUUUGGUUGCUACAACUUUGCAAGGUUGCUUGGGCCUGGCUCUUACAUCUAGGUUUAUGUGUACACGCUGGCUUGGGCCUAUACCUGUAUAAUUUCUAGUAUAAUUUUCUUGCAGAAGUAUUCUUGGUCUUCUGUGGUGCGCACGUGAUUCGUGAUUCGUUUUAUACGCAGAUAACCUUGUUCAUAUUCCCUCACUUUUCGAAAGAAUUUCCGCAUCAAAUCGGCGGGCACCGAUUCUAAGGCAGUUUCUUUCAGCGAGUAUUUGAAGCGAGUAUAGUGCAGUUAACCAUCAAUGUCCAAAACUGUGUAGCAAAAAGUACUGGUUAUAUCUGUCUGAUAUUAUGUUAGUAUGUGUACUUUUGCAUAACAAUACACUAAAAAAAAUUUUAGUUCAUAGAAGUGAAGCAUUGUUGAGAUAUUAACUUGGCCACAAAAAUAUACAAAAUUAUGUGGCCAGUGAUGUCAUCGAUGACGCGUUUUUUGAUGUUACCGUGGAAACGCAUUUUAUGUUUUUCUGUUGUGAUCUCUAACUGUGUCUGUAGAGGCUCUAGCAGUGAUUGUAGAAGCUAAAUAUGCCAAAGAAAAGCAAGAGAAGAUUACAAGCAAGUGCAGCUCGAGCUGUAGGAGUUCAAAAACAGAGAAGAUUAUCCGCAAUUGGUGGUGCUACCUUAACUCUCUCGCAGUCGCAGUCGCAGUCACAAGCAGAUGAAACUGUGCCUACACCUCCCAGUCUUCCCCCUGUUUCUCCCCUAACACCAGUUUCUGAAGAAUCUGGAGAUGAUACAGAGCCUGAUGAUACAGAGCCUGAAUCUAGUGACAACGAAGAGCCAGAUGUGCGAUCGCAGGAGGAGAUUCUAGAAGAUUUUUGUCUUGAAUGGAUGGUGACGCUUGACAACGAUGAAAAAAGUCUCUGGCUGUUCUUCUGUGCCAUUUUUCUGCCAAACAUCAUGGCAUGAAAGCGACAGAAUCUGCUCAGCUUGCUGCUAGUUUUGUUGGAAAAAAUGAUAAGACUGUUAGGCGAUGGAGGACUGGUGUAUUACGUAACAAAGGAGUUUUACCUCAAAGUAAACAGGGAAGAUACGAAAGGAAGGGUGUACUUUGGCACAAUGAGAAUCUAAACAAGAUGGCAACACAAUAUGUACGCAAUAAUUCUUCCAUUAAAGGUAAACCGAAUAUGAGGCUUCCCUCGAAAAGUUGGGGUAAGUACCUGCCGAAAAUGGUUGUUGACACUUGGUUUUGAAUUGAUUACGCCACGAAAGGGAGUUUUUAUCGAUGGUCACGAAAGGGUAGAUGUCGUCAAAGCCCGCACCGAGUACUUUAGAAGAAUGGUCAAGUUGGGGUAUGUUAGCUUGACCAAUGGACCCACACCUGACGCAAUUAAAGCAAUCCCUGUAGAUAUUGAAUCUCCAACAGAAGAUCGUCGAUCUAAAACUGUGUUCAUUUUUCAUGACGAAACUACAUUUCACUCAAACGAUGACCAAAUAUUGAAAUGGGGUCUAAAGGGCGAGAAAAUAAUGAAAAGUAAGAGUAAAGGUGCUGGCAUAAUGCUAUCAGAUUUUAUUGACAAUCACAACGGGUUUUUGGCACUAACAGACGAAGAAUAUGAUCAAGCAAAACAGUCUAAUCCUGAUGUAAAGAAAUAUGCAAGAGACUUUUUAGAAUACGGAGAAAAUAAGGAAGGGUACUGGAACUUAAAAAGAUUUGUGGCACAUAUGCACCGAGCUAUUAAAAUAGCAGAGAUAAAGUACCCCAAAGAUCAAGGAUGGAGGCUUUGUUGGAUCUUCGACAACAGUAGCUGCCACAACGCCAUGGCUGACGAUGCGUUACACGUUAAUCGUAUGACUGUAUUUCCCGGUGGUAAGCAGAGGAUCUUAAGAGAUACAAGCUACAAUGGCAAAGAACAAAGAAUGUACACUGUAGUAAAUGGUCAGAAAGUUGCCAAAGGAUUGAAGCGUGUUCUGGAAGAGAGAGGUAUUUCAACUGACGGUCGAAAUAAAGAGUGGAUGCAGUCUGUUCCUGUUCUGUCUCAACACAUCGAUUUCAAAUUCGAGAAGUGUGAGAUCGAAAAAACGUUGAUACACAAAGGCCAUAUACCCACAUUCCUGCCAAAGUUUCACCCAGAAUUAAAUCCUAUUGAACGUGUAUGGGCACAGAUGAAGCGAUAUACAAGAGCACACUGUAAUUAUUCCAUUCAAUCUUUACGAGUAAACAUACCUAAUUCAUACGAAUCGAUCACGAACGAAAACAUUCAAAACCAUUGUAGGAAAGUUAGACACUACAUGUUUGGCUAUCUAGAAGGACUUGUGCCUGGAAAGGAGCUGGAUGAGAAACUUAAAAAGUAUAAAACUGCGGUGAAGUCACACAGGCGUAUUGGAAUACACGAGUGACGACGACAAUUUGUCCUAACUUAGUUUAUUGUACUGUUUUGUGCACUGUUUCAUAAUACUAACAUGAUUGCAUUAAUUUUUAUAAAGUUGAAACAAUUCCUGCAACGGUGCCAUAAUAAAAUGUGACAGGCUCUGGGAAAACAGACCAAUUGGCGCAAGCUAUAAUUUUUGCGAUCUAUAUACCAGAUGAUAGAGCAAAGAAUUGCCUACGUAUUGAUGUGCUUAGUUUGCACAUAUCUUGUUCCAUGCCUGAGUUAUGCGCGUUGGAAACUCGAAGUUGUAAAACAGCAGUAUUGAGAAACGCCCACUCAAAGAUUGCUAAAUUGGGAAAAGUAAGGUAAUGGUGGCUGCUUAGACAAAGCGCUUUGGUGAAAAGAGUUGGAUUCAGAGCAUCAGAUUUUGCAGAGAGGUAGUAUAAAGACUGUAGAUAACUAUAAUCCAAGAAAAAAAAUUAUGAGAUUAUACACUGUAGUCUAUAAAUCUGGCUAUUGCUCAAUACCAAUAUCUGCUCCAAUUGGUCAGUUUUCCCAG